CCUUUAAUGACGAUAUUUUUUCUCAGGAACGUUGGGGGCUCGGUGGUGUCUCGACUGAGUUUUCAAGAUCCACGGUGCAACGGAAGCGAUUACAUUUCCCCCUUGAAGUGAGUCCACAUCCGAAGUCGUGGGCUUGGACGGACAGAGCGCUGGCCCGAAAGAUACCGCUCCGUUUUCCUUGUUUUCCCCGGGCAGACCGGCGACCCGCACGGACUGAACAAGAUGAGUGACCUAAGUCGACUAACGGGAAAGAUUGAAGACGCGACUUUGAUUGAGAUACGCCCGCAUUCUCUCUAUGAUGAGGACAACAAUGGCUACCACCCCCAAGAAUUUGAGCUUGGCGACUAUCCACACUCCCAGCCUGACCCCUCAGAGCCUCCUACUCCUUUCAUCCCCCAUCCUGAUGGUCCCUGGUCAGACCGUGUUGAGCCCUGUGUGUCUCUGGUUCCUGAGGUCAAGGGUCGUCAUGGUUCCUGUGAGUCUCUUCACUCCAGCCGACCCUCGGUCCGCACUCAGUGCUCAGGGUCAGAUCACAGUGACGGUAGCGGUUCAGACCAUGGACUGACCGUUAACUGCCUGUCCACUAUGGGGAGAAAGCGGGCUCUGUUCCUGAAGUAUCGCUCCAGGGUCGACAAGAAUCAGCAGAGUAAGGACUCUGUUUUCUUCCGGGAUGGAAAGAGGAGGAUUGACUUUGUCCUGUCUUACACAGACGAUAGAGCCGGAGACAAUAAAAAACAGGAGAGGCGUAAGGAAUAUGAGGCUAACCUACAGAAGGCAGGUCUGGAAUUAGAGACGGAGGACAAGUCGGAAUCUGAAGACGGAAAGACCUACUUUGUGAAGAUCCACGCUCCGUGGGAGGUGCUGGCCACCUACGCUGAUGUCCUGAAGAUAAAGGUUCCCUUCAAGGCCAACGACAUCCCCAACAACAGAGACAUACCCAUGGACUGGCUCUUCACCCCUUUCAGGUUGCCGGACCGCAUUAUGAAUCCUGAGCCGGACUAUUUUACCUCAUCCUUCAACAAGGAAAAGAUUGACUUCUUCCUCAUCGAUGAUAAGGAGACCUUCUUUCCACCAUCUGUCCGCAACAGGAUCGUGUAUUACAUCCUGGCACGCUGUCCAUAUCAUAAGCCAGUGUUGGAAGAAAAGGACAAGAAGGGCAUCAAGCGCCUCCUGAACAACGGGACAUAUGGAGCAGCGUUUCCACUACAUGACUGUCGCUACUGGAAACCAGCCAAGGACCUCAACAGUGACAGUGAGAGAUUUCACCUGUAUAAACACUGGGCCCGGUUCCACAGUUUCUUCAAGGAGCAGCCUCUCAACCUCAUUCGGAAGUAUUAUGGAGAGAAGAUCGGUAUCUAUUUUGCCUGGCUGGGUUUCUACACGGAGAUGCUGUUUUUCGCCGCGGUGGUGGGAGUGAUCUGUUUCCUCUACGGGUUAUUCACCUUCGAUGACAAUGAGUGGAGUAAAGACAUCUGUGGUGAGAUUGGAGGCAGCAUUGUCAUGUGUCCCCUGUGCGAUAAGAAAUGUGGCUACUGGAAACUGAACUCGACGUGUAAUUCAUCCUGGCAAUCUCAUAUGUUUGAUAACGUAGGGACUGUUUUCUUUGCCAUAUUCAUGGGCAUUUGGGUGACACUCUUCCUGGAGUUCUGGAAGCGUCGGCAGGCCCGUCUGGAGUAUGAGUGGGACCUGGUGGACUUUGAGGAGGAGCAGCAGCAGCUCCAGCGAAGGCCGGAGUACGAAACCAAGUGCACCGCCCGACGCCUGAACACCGUCACGCAGGAGAUGGAGCCUUACUUACCCGUAACAUCCAAGUGUGCUCGUACAUUCCUGUCUGGAGCCACCGUGCUGUUCUGGAUCGCCCUGAUCAUCGCGUGUAUCAUCGGGGUGAUAGCGUAUCGACUGGCGGUGUACGCGGCGUUCGCUAGCAUCAUAAAGGACAGCCCCACCAAAAAGAUCGAGCUGGUGGGUUCCCUCAUCACCCCACAGCUAGCCACCUCUGUCACGGCGUCCUGCAUCAACUUCAUCAUCAUCAUGAUCCUGAACCUGAUGUAUGAGAGGGUGGCGAUCUGGAUCACAGACAUGGAGAUCCCCAAGACCCACCUGGAGUAUGAGAACAAGUUGACGGUGAAGAUGUUCCUCUUCCAGUUCGUCAACUACUACUCCUCUUGCUUCUACGUGGCCUUCUUCAAGGGGAAGUUCGUCGGCUAUCCUGGGGAUUACAUCUACAUGUUCGGCAAGCUGAGGAACGAGGAGUGUGACCCCGGCGGCUGUCUCAUUGAGCUGACCACUCAGCUGGUCAUUGUGAUGGUGGGGAAGCAGGUGUGGGGCAACAUCCAGGAAGCGCUGGUCCCGUGGCUGAUGAACUGGUGGGGGAGCCGUAAAGCCCGGAACCACCCAGAGAGUCUGUACAGCCGCUGGGAGCAGGACCAUGACCUCCAGAACUUUGGUCAUCUGGGACUGUUCUAUGAGUACCUGGAGAUGGUGAUUCAGUUUGGCUUCAUCACUCUCUUCGUGGCCUCCUUCCCCCUUGCCCCCCUGUUGGCACUGAUGAACAACAUCAUAGAGGUCAGAGUUGACGCGUGGAAGUUCACAACCCAGUUCCGGCGGCCGGUGGCGGCCAAGGCCCACAGUAUCGGAGCCUGGCAAGAAAUACUCAAUGGAGUGGCCGUCCUCUCGGUGGUCACCAAUGCGUUCAUAGUGUCCUUCACAUCGGACAUGAUUCCUCGGCUGGCCCACCUGUAUGUGUACAGUGGUAACCAGACAAUGAAUAACUACAUCAACCAAAGCCUGUCGGUGUUCAACAUCUCCCACUUCCAAGAAUGGAACAAACCGGACCCAGAUGAGAACCCGAACUGGUUUGACAGCUCAGUCAUCACCACCUGCAGGUACCGUGACUACCGCAACCCCCCCGGUGUUGACCAGUACAAACACACCAUGCGGUUCUGGCACAUCCUGGCUGCCAAGCUGGCCUUCAUCAUCAUCAUGGAGCAUGUGGUGUUCUUGGUGAAGUUCUUUGUGGCGUGGAUAAUUCCUGACGUUCCGUCGGAAGUGAAGGCAAGGAUCAAACGGGAACGCUACCUCGUCCAGGAGUACCUACAUAACUAUGAGGUGGAGAAGCUCAAGAUCCAGUUGAGCCGCAGGGAGGACGACUGCCUCUGCACCCCGAUGAUCUACCCCGACAUAUCUCGCCACGAAGUCCUGUCAGAGUGCCUCUAGCACCCGUCCUCGCCUUCGGCCCGCUUGUUCGCUUUCGGAUCUUGUUCAUUAGGGCACACCGCAAAAAACGUUUUAAGAUGUCUUUCAACCGGAAAUUUGAAUUAGUGUUUCACAUUGGACGAGUCCAGAUAGCGUGGACUCCCGUUCAAGUCCCUUUUAUUCCAUUUGGUUCCUAAUGAACUGGACCUUGUUUCAGACUGGGCUGGGGCCUGGGCUGGUUUUAAGGAGAUCCUCUGGGAUCCAGCCUGUUCCUGAGCGCUGGGUGAUGGGCCUGAGCAAUGGCUGUUUUCUAAUAUACAUAAAUUGCUCUCUGCUGCAGAGAGAAACCCUCACAAAAAUAGAGGUGUGAGUAACGCCUUAUGAAAGGCCCUAUAUAAAUCUGUUGUCAUCUUGAAAUACGAGAAGAUCCUACACUGAGUGUGACUUGCAAACACCUGUGCCAUAUUUAUCCAUUUAUGCCUGUGAACUUCCAUCUUCAAUCAACAUUAUUGUACUUCUGUCACACACUACAGUGAUAUUUGUUGAUUUAUUCUGCGUCCCAUUGACUGAAGCCAGAGGGACCGGCUUACCUUCCCAGUGACACUUGACAAAAAGACAUCACGGGCAAACAGAACCUAACAAUCUACAUACAUUUAACCGAAAACAUCUUGCGUGUUGACAUUGUAGAUUUAAAUAGAUCUAUACUCUGGGAAACACAACUACUCGCAUGCGUAGCUGUGGUUUCAUUUUCACAUCACUUUGUCCAACUCCCUUAAUGUCUGUAGUACUAUCCGUCCGCUCUCUCGGAAUGUUCCGUCUCUUUUUUAGUAAAUCGUAGCCGAAUAAGUGAUUUCCAAUCUCAAUGCUAUACAGACACAGUGUUAAUGUGAGGCAGCUCUACCAAGCUCCAAGCCUGUCGCACACAACACUGUGUUGAUAUGUUAUCAGUGCCACUAUAACAACCAAAGACAAAAUGCCUUAAAAGAAAUCACUGUUAAAUAUAUAAUGAGGCUGCAGUUUAUUUUUUUAUUUUUUUUUAUAUAUUUGGUUGUUUGUUAAAUACUUCUUGAAAAUACUUAAAAUCAACCAGUAUGUAAUUUCCACAAGCUGAUUUUUCGAAGCGAGAGGUGACUCCCUUGAGGUCUAUGAAGAACUGUUAUAGCUAAGUUGCUAAUAAACGAUCAUACGAAGUUCCAUUGGAACAAUGUCAGAUGUAAUUUCCUGUACCUGCACGCUUGUUUGUCGACCGAAGUAAAUAGAUAAAUGCUUUUGUUAAUUUGCCAACUUAGACAGCACCCAAAGACAGCUAUUAGACAAUAUGUGAAAGAGUAUUUCACCUUUUGUAGCACACAAUAGAAGACUUCAGACUUCAAAUAAGAAGGCAUAAUAUGGAGUCUAUACCUUAUGGACUCAAGUCAAAAGAAGUCGUUGACUCUAGUGUGAAUUGGGCUGGCCCUAGUACCUUUCACUGAAGGAUGAAGUAGAUGUCAAUGCAAGAUGUGAUUUCUUUGGACAUUUCUUGACAGUACAAAACCGCCUGGUUCAGGGUUCUGUUGGGUUUUGAGUGUUUUAUCGCAGGAGGUUGCCUGACCUUUGUACUGUUUCCAUGUCGCUUUCACCCUCUCAAAGGCCAGUGCUGCAUAAUCAUUUUAGAAGUCAGGAUUUAUGCAGUAGAGAAGAGGUUAUGGAAGACAGUGGAUGGAGUAAAAAAUAGAGGGAAGACGAGAAAGGAGAAAGGAGAGAGGAGAGAGGAAGAUGGAG
Esox lucius (northern pike) is the source of this 4956-nucleotide messenger RNA. RefSeq names its product anoctamin 5a (gene ano5a). Gene Ontology annotation, cellular component: plasma membrane. NCBI's taxonomy places the organism in Eukaryota, Metazoa, Chordata, Actinopteri, Esociformes, Esocidae. The coding region runs from base 223 to 3216 and encodes 997 amino acids. Gene Ontology annotation, molecular function: chloride channel activity; protein dimerization activity. The transcript has 24 exons. Gene Ontology annotation, biological process: chloride transmembrane transport. The record is from RefSeq and is a predicted model, not a curated record.